UCGAAUCUGUUGGAAAAGGUUUUGAUACUGCUUCAAAAUUUCUCGUUAAUUGCAGCACUAAUCAGCUGCAAGAGCACCAGACGCCCAUAGCUGGAGAUAGGAGAAUCAGAAGCCAAGUUGAAUCCCUGCAUUGGCGUAAUCAUAUUUCAUUUUUAAAUUUCGUAAAUUUUCAAAAUGAGUCAGGCAACGUCGAGUGCAUUUAAUACACGCAAUCGAUAUUAUAAUCCCGUCUCCAGAAUCCAAUCGCUCAUACAAAAUUUGGACGCGGAAUUAAUAACACUAUGCAAGCAAUGUUCGCUGCCAAAGAAUGUGGGCAGCAAUAGUCUAAAUGACAGCACCAUUUCGUCGGCGCAGGGAGGAAGUAAUCAUCAUCAUGGCAGCUCCGCAAAUAAUCUCAUGCCGCAGUCACGCACCACGAGUAAUGCAAAUUCAGCUGGCACUUUGGCGCCCGAUGCACACAAGCGUCAGUUGCGCAACACCUAUCGGACGCGUGUCAUCGAUGCCUAUCGAAAUCGGAGAAUAUUCACCGUGUAUGGCAACUAUCACACGGUAAGGCGCGCUCUGGUGCGUCGCGGUUGGUUAGAGAAAUUGCCACCCAAUCGUCACGCCAAGCUGCAGACAAUGUCGGAAGAUUCACUUUUGGAGCAUGCUCGGCGUGGCAAUGAAUACGAAGCAGUUGUCCUAUCCAAGAUGAUCAAUAAUUUUCCCGCCUUCUUCAUCUGGCAAAGUAAAGGAGCCCGCGACAUGUUUGCCGAGGUAAAACCAUAUCGCAAUCGUGUUCGACGCAGUCAGUUUCUUGACUUCUCAACCAAAGUGGGUAUGGUCGGUUGUGCGGAGCAGGAGCGUUGGUUCCGUGAGGACGGCAUUUGUGGCAUGAGCUACCCGCGUGUCUAUCGCUUGGGCGCCAAUAGCGUUGAGGAGCGUGCGGCAUUUAUUGAAGAUUUCCAUCAUACUCAGGCACGUUGUCUGCUUCGAUAUCUUAAGGAGCAUCGACCUGUCGAUAUGGUUGAUCUUGAGCAUGGUACCGUCUUGAGCACCACGAUUGACUAUGCUUUGAACAAGGUUAAGAACAUGAUCAGACAGAAGGAGCAUUAUUCGCUCGAUGAUGCCCGCAUCAAGAUGCCAACGCCGACUGAAAUGGUUGAGAAUCAAUCGUUCAUGGUGCAGUCAACCAAGGUGCUCCACACGCAUGCCAAGUUCAAGGUCAACGAGAAGGUCAUGACCGAAUAUGCCCGACUUGCUGCUCAAUAUCUUGAUCAAAUUGAAACGUUGCGUCAAGAUUAUCGUUGGGACGGCUGUCGUAAUCUCUGGAUACUGAAGCCCGGCUAUCAGUCCCGUGGAAUUGGCAUCGUCAUACGCAAUUCUUUAGACGAAAUUCUGCAAUGGACUUCAAAUAAUCAGAAUAGAAAGUAUAUUGUACAAAAAUAUAUUGAACGCCCCUGUCUAAUUUACCGCACCAAGUUUGAUAUUCGCCAGUACAUGUUGCUCACCGUAAGCGACACUCAGGUGACCAUUUGGACGUAUAAGGAUUGCUAUCUGCGUUUCAGCUCUCAGGAGUUCACCAUGGAUGAUCUACGUGAGUCCAUACACUUGACCAACAAUUCGGUGCAAAAACGCUACAAGAACAAGUUGACCAGAGAUGCCCGCCUGCCAAAGAAUAACAUGUGGUCGCUCGAUCAGUUCAAAUGCCAUUUGCGUCAUGUGGGAGCACCGGAUGGAACAUGGGCAAAGAUAUACAAUGGCUUCAAGCAAAAUCUAACGGCUGUGGUGCUGGCUAGUUUGGAUGAAACUGAGCUGGUACCGAAUGCCUUUGAGUUGUAUGGCUGCGAUUUUAUGCUGGAUGAAUAUUAUAAUCCCAUACUGAUUGAGAUCAACUCGACGCCGGAUCUGUCACCAUCAACAGAGAUUACGGCAAGAAUAUGUCCAUUGGCUGUAAAGGAUUGCAUUCGUGUGGUAUUGGACACUCCAAGGAAUCCGUUGGCCGCAACCGGUCUCUUCGAGCGCGCCUUUCAGGUUAACUAUAACGUGAACAAGGAACUUGAUGGCACUCGGCCCCUGGAACUUAAUGGUACACAAAUGAAGCUAUUUGAAUCCAUGCCAAAGAUCAAACCAAAUCCGCGUUCUCGCCUUCUGCGUAAGAUCCUAAACAAUGUUCCAAUCCCGAAUAGUCACAAGUUAGGCAAGGAUAAGAGCAAAGAAGCUGCCCAAAAGAGUGCCAAAGUGCUUGUAGGUAAAUCGGGAAGCAAUAAACUAUCAAGAGCGAGCUCCAAGGCCCUCGAUGUGGGCGGUAAGACGACGUUAAACUCCACAACGCGUGAGAAUCUGGCACUUCAAUAUACAGCGCCCAAAUAAUAAUUUCUGCGGCAAUCGAACUGUAUAUGACCUCGAGUAGUCUAUAAAAUUCCAGUACCAUUUAAUCAUAUAACAGCUCAAAAAUGACUAUAUCAAGUUUUUCAUUUAUUUGAAAAGCUCCAACAAUGUUCAUUCACUCAUUUUCAUAAAAGUCUCACUUAAUUAGCAGAUUUUUCUUUGAGAGACAUUAAAUAAAAUAGUUAACAAUCUUUAACAGCAA
Molecule: messenger RNA, 2572 nt
Organism: Drosophila innubila
Lineage: Eukaryota; Metazoa; Arthropoda; Insecta; Diptera; Drosophilidae
Gene: TTLL3B
Product: tubulin glycylase 3B
Exons: 3
Coding region: 175-2352 (725 amino acids)
Biological process (GO): protein polyglycylation; cilium assembly; cilium movement
Cellular component (GO): cilium
Molecular function (GO): protein-glycine ligase activity, initiating
Source: RefSeq, a predicted model, not a curated record